Molecule: messenger RNA, 928 nt
Organism: Saprolegnia diclina VS20
Lineage: Eukaryota; Oomycota; Saprolegniomycetes; Saprolegniales; Saprolegniaceae
Exons: 7
Coding region: 1-873 (290 amino acids)
Biological process (GO): transmembrane transport; magnesium ion transport
Cellular component (GO): membrane
Molecular function (GO): magnesium ion transmembrane transporter activity
Source: RefSeq, a predicted model, not a curated record
AUGCACAUGCGCGACUUGCGACAGCUCGACGAAGUCUUUACGGUCUCCAACGAGCCAUCGCUCUCGGUCCGCCGCCAAGCCAUUCUGCUCAACGCGGAUCCUAUCCGGGCGGUAAUUUUGCGCGACAAUUGCUUGGUGUUUCUACCGAGCGGUGCCGACAACCUUGCUUCCAAGCUCGACACGCUCGUCCAAGAGCACGUCAAGGCAUCCAACUCGGAGCGUACGCCGUUUGAAUUGCGCGCUCUGGAAGUGGUGUUGGCGGCCGUCUGCUCCGGGCUCGUCAUGGACGGCGACGCGCUUCUGCCGACUGCGCAAGCAGCCGUCGAGCGCAUGAGCCGCCCGGACUUGCCAAUGGGCGACAUGGAGGCGCUUCGCGCCCUCAAAAAAAGCCUCCACGAGAAUUCCACGCGCGUGGGGGCGGUGCGGCGCAUGCUCGUGGAAGCAUUGGACAAGGAAGACGAUCUGCGUCGCAUGCAGCUCACAGUGCUGGAUACGUCACCCGUGCACGAGACGCUCGCGACCGAGACCGUGGAAGCCAUCAUUGAGACCUACCUUCACGAUUUGUAUGCAACACAGACACGCGUCGCGCUCAUGCUUCAGCGCAUCCAAAGCACCGAAGACAUGGUGCUAUUGCAGCUGCAGACGAAGCGCAAUUCGCUGCUUGUGGUUGACCUCACCCUCUCGAUGGUGGCGACGCUCGUGGCCGUCCCCAACUUUGUCGUCGGCGGCUUUGGCAUGAACCUCGACUCGACGGUGCAGACCACGCGCUACAUGUUUUGGAUCGUCUUUGGCUUUUGCAUUGGCUUCCCGAUUCUCGCCUUCCACGUCAUUAGCGUCUAUCUCUCACGCCGCGGGAUCGUUCUGCGCCUCUGAGUCACCUGAACCCACCGAAAGGUUAUAGAAAUACCACGACACAUAUUGUCUACUA